AUGAAAGAACAAGGCAUCGAAAAUAGUAUCACGCGUCAAGCGGCAGACCCGGCCGCCUUUUUCCGAAGCAGUGACUGGUCGCACCGGUCUGCAGAGGCCAAGAUCCCCAAGGUCUUGAAGAUGCAGGAACACACGACGGCUGUGCGAAUCCAGGCUCUCGCGCUGGCCGAGGCCAACAUCUCGUCUGAAAGAAUCCAGGAGGUUACGGGUAUGGACCCCAAGACUCUGGCUGGCCUCCGAAAACUGGCGCGCGAACGUGGGUAUGAUCCCAAUGUCUCGAUGCAGCUGAAGGAAGAAUAUGUGCUUGAUCCGCCCAAUACUAGUCGUCCGAGAGGUCGACCCAAGAAGAGAAAGCCCGAGGAUGACCUCGAUCCCGCUCUGGCCAGUCUUUCCGACACCACGCCUCGACCCGCAACCGCUGAUUUCACCCCACGUCGAGAUAAUCUGCCGCCGGGACAGUGGGAUUUCAUGGCUGCUGCUACGGGAGCCGGCUAUACCAUGACUUAG
This is a messenger RNA of Exophiala dermatitidis NIH/UT8656, 507 nucleotides long. RefSeq lists its product as uncharacterized. Lineage: Eukaryota; Fungi; Ascomycota; Eurotiomycetes; Chaetothyriales; Herpotrichiellaceae. The coding region runs from base 1 to 507 and encodes 168 amino acids. The transcript has a single exon. The record is from RefSeq and is a predicted model, not a curated record.